CCCACAUGGAAGAGCAGUAAUGGGUAAUAGUCUGAGGGCUGUACCAGGCUAGGAAUUUCCCUAGUGAUGUCCUUAACCCAGGCUCCAUGGAGGCAGCAAACGUCCCUAAGAGGAAGUUCCAUCCAAUAUACUGGCAUCUCUGUUCCCCUUAGAAAGGAAUCACCUACAACUAUAACCUGGCUUUUCUUCCUCGUGGAGGUGGUCGUGAUACAGGGCGUAGGCCUUUCUGACCUUAGCAACAUAUCUGGCGUAGAUGGGCCAUCAUCCACAUCAUCCAUUGACUGGUAUUCCACAGCCAGAGCCUCAUACCUGUUGUACAGAAGUACCUGGGAAGGAGGGGGUUCAUCUCCUGCCCUGAGCAUGGACUUGCUCCUUUCCUUUAAGCUACUGCCUUCAGCCUGGUGGGGGGAGGAUACCUGGCUCCCGGUGGGUCUCUCCACUCCCCUGGUGUUUCCCUGCCUUGGGAAACCUCCCUGUGCCCAAAGAUCUGCCGCUCCACUAUGGGUCGGGCCAGGUCCAGGGCAGCUUGCCUCAGCUGGUGAGUAUGGAUGUAUUCAUGAGAUGGGAUAGAGAGGAAUGAAAAGGAGACACCUUGCAUAGGUUUCAAGGAAAGAUUUGGGAACUACAAGAGACUGGACUGGGGGUACAGACGAGCCGGGAUUAUAGGGGGUGAAGGCAAGGAAUUAGACAUCUAAAUAGAGGGGAUUUUGGGACACCAAGUCAUGUGACUGGCAGGAACUGAAGGUAGAGGAUUUGGAGAGACCAAAUUGAGGGACUGGGAACCCCUUCUCCAACCCACACACCUCAGGGACCCAUGUGUCUGGGUAUCUCCACUCCUUUCAAGAGGGGACCCAGGCAUCUUGGACCUGCCUAGGAAACCCACUGUCCCCUGGGGACCCAGGCACCCGGGCUCCACCUAGGAACCCUACUGUUCUGUGGGGAUCUAGGUGCCCAGGCCCCGCCUAGGAACCCUGCUGUUCCCUGGGGACCCAGGCAUCUGGGUGCUCUGCUUUGGGGCCAUGGGGUGGUGGUGGGUGCCCCUGAUGCUGGUGCUGGCCCCCUGGCUCCCUGCAAACACAGGCAUCCAGGCAGGGGGACCUGGAUUGUGGCAGUGGGUGGCCUUGGUGUCCUGGCUCCCCGGGGUGCAUCCCUGCUUGCUCUGCUUUGGGCCUCCCAUUCAGCGGGCACGGCUCUGCCGUGACAUUACUGGGGCCCCCCUCAACAACCCUCGACAUCGACACUGCCUUGAGGCCCUUGUCCAGGCUGCUGCGCCACUUGCCUCUGUCACUGUGGGGUCAGGGCAGCAUGAGGCACUUCGGAAGAUCAUCAUGGAUGCCCUGCAUUUUCUGGAGAAGCACAGAGACAAGAAGCCCUUUGAGGUGUCUCUGCAGGAAGCCAUCAACAUAACCUGGGUGAAGCUGAGCCAUCUGGAGGAAGCUCCAGACUGCAUCCCCCCCUGUGGAUACCAGCCAGCUGCCCGCAUCUUCCAGUGUGCUACCUGCCGCCUUGUGGACUGCCAGUUUCCUCUGGACUGCCCAGUGCAGGACAUGUGGGCCCGCGUGGAUGAAGUCAUCACACUGCACUGCGAUGUGCCAUUUGCCACCCCCCCCAACCUGCCCAUUACCUGGAUGUUUGCCAAAGAUCUGCGCACACAGGAUCUGGCAUUGUUUGAGGAGCUGCAGGGGAGUGCGGAGGGACCUCUCAGUCUGACCAUCCAGGAUCCCACGCCAGGAACCAUCGCCUGUCGCCUUGGAGUCCUUUCUGAGCCCUUAGUCCGCAAGUACUUCUACCUCAACGUAUCAGGGGGGAGCGUGGAGGCAGAGCAGGGACUCCAGGCUCGGUUCAGAGCUGUGCUGCGCUGGCCUCAUGGCAGGACCUCCCUGCACCACAUGGGAUCGCUAGGGCUGGCACUUGGCUCCAUGGCGCUCAUGCUGCUGCUGAUGUGAGUCCUCCUGACCUGGUAA
Molecule: messenger RNA, 1964 nt
Organism: Grus americana (Whooping crane)
Lineage: Eukaryota; Metazoa; Chordata; Aves; Gruiformes; Gruidae
Gene: SPACA6
Product: sperm acrosome associated 6
Exons: 8
Biological process (GO): fusion of sperm to egg plasma membrane involved in single fertilization
Source: RefSeq, a predicted model, not a curated record